Hypomesus transpacificus is the source of this 2089-nucleotide messenger RNA. It is a transcript of the gene top6bl, whose product is annotated as DUF4554 domain-containing protein. NCBI's taxonomy places the organism in Eukaryota, Metazoa, Chordata, Actinopteri, Osmeriformes, Osmeridae. The record is from RefSeq and is a predicted model, not a curated record. Gene Ontology annotation, biological process: meiotic DNA double-strand break formation. The transcript is spliced from 17 exons. Bases 601 to 1992 code for a protein of 463 amino acids.
GUGACUAUGAGACCUAAAACACUUGAUAAAUGUAGGGUACCUUCAUGGGUUGCUCCACUGCUCUACUGUGCCUCGCGCUUGAAAAGUGACAAAACCCGGCGUAAGAAGGCCUACAAACUUAUUCAACGCAAUCUGUUUUAUCACAAGGUUGGGAUGAAGGAGGAGGACACUGUGCAGCCCACCUAUGUUUACUCAGCAGAAGUGAAACAGCUUAUACGCAAUGCAUUUCCAGAAGACAUCCGUGAUUACCCUGACCCCUGCCAUAAACAGGUGGUGUACGUUACCCUUGAGGAUCUCCAAAGAGUUGAGCACGCUUGAUUAAGUUUUCACAGCGGGGAAAACCAUGAAACAACUGCCUUGCGUAGGCUGACUUGUUUUGCUGUUGUUUUACUGAGAUGAAUAAAUGAAUGAGAAAAGACGGGUUGGUGUGUACCAGUGUCAUAUGAGGAACAAUGAGUUUAAAAGGCAAAUAUAUUUGGCAGUGCUCGUGCGUAAAUACGCACGUGUCUAUGGCGCGAACUUGUACAGCUGACGCACACCUGAAUUUAAGCUUUACAUUUAACUUUUCCACGCAGGCUUUAUUUUUCAAGGCAAGAGAUAAUGAUUCUGAGUAAUAUACAGCAGGCUUUACGCUUACUGAUGCUGCGGCAGUGGAGGACGCUUCAAAGGAAAAAUACAGAGGGAAGAGGGGGGCUGCUGGUCCUGCUCUGGGUAGUGCCAGAUAACCCACAAAAUGGCCAACUCAACUGUACAGUUGCAGCAGCAGGGCCCUGGUGUUUUGGUGUCAGAGUGGAGGAAAUCCAUCAUGAGUUUUGGCAGAAACAGGCUGCGUCUGCAAGCCCAUGCCCUGCCCCUGACCCAGAGGAACUAUGUGAGUUCACCGAGGUCCAUGGCCCCCUCCACUUCCUUCUGUCAUUCCAGGUGAGAGAGGGUAGACUGGUCAGGUGUGAGGAGCGUGCUCAAACAGAGGUGUUUCUUCACAGACUGAGCCUGACCAACGCAAGGGUGAAAAUCCACCUUAGAUUGAAACUGGAUGGUGAGAUAUACCAGAGAAUAAUCAGUGGGAAAACAGAGAGCAAAGUCAUACUUGAGGACCAGGCAGUCAUCAUGGAUGUUGCCUGUCACACUCAGCCUCCUGUGUUUGUGGGGAGAGGGCCCUGGUGUCAGCGAGGGCAUCCUGUCCGGGGGGCGAGGCUGCCACUACGCACCCCGCCUGAGGCUAUGGAGCAGGGCCUGUAUGGGGAGCUCAGCCUACUCCCCAUCACCAUCCUCACCCCCUGCGUCCAGCAAUACCCCAAUAUAGUCACCCGUCUAACUCAAAUACAAGUGUUGUUGUACAGCCCUAGUAACCUGCCUGUGCAGGGCCUCUCAGCCUUCCUCCAGCAGCUGCCUGCCCAUCUGGCCUGCCUGGAGCUGGGCCUGCCUGGGCUCUCCUUCACACCCUCUCCCUCACAAACCACCACACCAGAGCAUAAUGGCUGUAUCACCGUGAACACCGAAAACGGUGAACCCCAUCAGAAGACUGAGGCAGAGCGCUGGCCUGAUGUGGAACAGACUCUGUCUGUCUUCCUUUUCCUCCAACACAGAGAUCCCUUCCACUCCCAGCUCUCUGACUUUGUUGCUAGUGAAGAGCUACUGGAGCACCACCUAGAGGAGGUUCUGAGGUUCAACAGCAAAGAAGUCACAGCUGUGAUGAACACAGCUUUGCAGAGUACACUGAAGGACCAGCAGCAAAGACAAAAAGUCAAUGAGAAGAUGUCGUCUGCUCUGAGAGUCAUGUUGAGUUCUGUGAGCUCUGUGGUGAACAGCUCCAGCAACUUAGAGUUUAGGACCACCUGUCUGGACAGGAUGAAGGUGCAAAACACUUAUGAGUUGUCUGCCUCUCUCCACCAAACCCUAAAGAGAGUGACUGCAGGGAGAUGCCUGCCUAGUAGCAAGUGCUACUCAGUACAGACUGGUGCCAACAACGGAGUGUCUGAGAAUGAAAUCUGAUGACCUGCCAUUUUCGUUUUAUUGAAUUACUGUAAAUGGAGAUGAGUGUUGUGAAACAAAUGUACAUGUUGCUUUAUAUGAAUAAAAUCUAAGUUAU